GAAUCUGCAGGAGUAAGUAAUGCGAUUAAUGCGGUAUUCCAUUUGAUAUUUGCCAAUUGAAGUAACAGCAUUUUUAAAGAACUAACUUAAGCGUAUUGUAUAAAAUCCUUUCGAAAAUUUUCGACUUUUUGAAUUCGUACUACACGCUUUUUGCUACUUAAAAUGUAAUGUAAAAUACUCUGAGUCUACAAAAUUAGGAAGUUUUUAUUGGGCUUUUUUGUUUGAAAACUUCCAUUCCAUAAAAGGAAUCUAGUGUUUUAAAAUAUUUCAAGUUUCGGUGCUUACAGCCAACUUAAGCAUGGUUUUCUGGAUGGUUUUGUAUCACACACUGAGGCACAAUCAAAAAAUAUUCAAAACUGUAGUCCGUUACGCGAAGUGCUCCUCUUGGCAGUGGCAAACUGAAUGUGGCUCUGCGUUCGGGACCAGAUUCGAUUUAUACCCGGUUUGGGCCAAAGCCAACCUGUAGCUGUAGCUACAUAGUUGUGGCAAGCGAAAUGUGAAAUGUGCAACAGCAGCCACAAUGGUAACACACGGCAACGAACUUCAGUCUGUUGUUGUAAUUUAUGACCGCUGCCUGCCACAAUUGUUUGGAAAAUUUGGAAAAUAGGUGCGUGCGAUAGUGGUUCAAUUAAAGCGGAUUACGUAUACGGCAUGUGGCCUUUGCUGCGGCCGCGGCCAGUUUCCUGCGCAGGAGAAACCAAAACCCGUUGUCAAUCAACGGGUUAACAACCAUUCAGCUGGAAAACCAGUCGUCGUUGAAAAUUCGAUGCAAGUGCAAGGCGAUUAGACGGUCAUAGAUAGCCAAAUGGAAAAACUCACAAAACGGGAAGAGAGGUUCAUUGUAAUAGAUCAAUUUUGAUGACCCUCGAAUUCUGGCCUUUAUCAAUAGUGAUAGCUGCACCUGAAUUCCCAGGAUAAACCAGCUAUCGAAGUUAUCAGUCUUGCCUAUCAUUGCCCCAAUCCUGACGAUUGCCACCGAUAGACAACUCUCCGAUUGCGCUUGACAGCUCGGCUGGAUGGGCCAAUCCCUGAUGAUUAAUGAUGGGCGAAUGAUGGAUUCAGAUGAAGAGAAGGGCUUUUCGCAAUCUCCCAUGCAAGCUGCACGCUGCAAGUGCCGGGUGAAAGGUGCGUCCACUCCGAUCGAUAAACGAACGGAGUAGCAAUUAAAAUACAGUACAUUACCAUUAGAUAAUGACUUCGGCGGCAGGUUAACGACUCCCACUUGGGAAGCUCGCGAAUUGUAUAGCCCAAAACCCAAUUCGUUCCGAAUGCCACAAUAUACGUACAACUUGGAGCGAUUUAGUGGGUUAGUGUGCUCUGGGCGGGCACGAAAUGGCGCUGUGCACUGUGUGCACAUAUAAUCGAUUUGAAAAGUAAAAGUAAACUGCUUUCCCAGUCGCACGAUUUGCAUAACAGCCACAACGCCACCCCACUCCAGUCUGCAAAGCCCAUGUCCGACAUGCACCCGACAUGUCGAGCAGUUUUAAUUAUCAAUCUGGCAAUAAAUCUCCUUAUAUAACGCCCAAAUUGACAGGAAGCGCCCGUCCAGUCUGCAACUCAAAAUCGAAGGAACAGCGCCUUUGCUCCGUCCAUCGGCUCAGGAAUCCAGUUAAGGUUUUCGAAGUUUUCGGCUUCUUUCGAAGAUUCUGCGUGCAUCACUGGUUUCGAAACAAUCGAUAGAUGGCGCGCUUGCGCAGACCUAACUGUACAUCAAGGCGUUCGCGGAUUACGCUUUUCGAGAUCUGCGCACUCGAGAUGGAACUGGGCGACUCCAAGCUGCGUGCGGUCCGGGUGCUGGGACAGGGCACCUUUGGCCGAGUGUUCCUCUGCCAUCAGAACGAGGUGCGCGGGCAGCCGGACAGGAAGGUGUGCGUGAAGCGGAUCAUCGUCCGGAAUCCCAAGACAGAGCUGGGUCUGAUCAAGGAAGAGGUGUACAUCAUCUCGCAGCUGCGCCAUCCGCACAUCGUCGAGUUCCUCCGCUCCUUCAGCCACGCUGGCACGGUGAACAUCGUGAUGGAGUACGUGCCCAACGGAACCUUGAGAGAUGUCAUCCAGCAGCUGCCUCCGGGCACUGGGGGUGUCCGUCAGGAGCGGCUGUUGCGCUACUUCCGCGACAUGGUAGUGGGGCUCGAAUACCUGCACAUUCGCUGCGUCAUCCACCGGGACAUCAAGCCCGAGAACAUGCUCCUCGACGCCAACGACCGCGUCAAGAUCGCCGACUUCGGAAUCGCGAACGUCCAUGCGCCCAGCACCCAACUGCGGGCGGGCAUGGGCACGCCCAUGUACAUGGCCCCGGAGGCGAUGUCUAGCCAGGGCAAGGUGGACUUCAAGUCGGAUGUGUGGUCGCUGGGGCUGGUCCUCUACGAGCUGUGUCUCGGACGCAGCCCCUUUGCCGCGUUUCUCGACAAGAACGCCACCCCUGCCGUACUGCAGACUGUAGUCCAGACGCUGGUCCGUCCCCGGCUCGACUGCCAGCUCAUCCGGCGUCUCUACGAUCCGGUGUGGGCGCAGGUUUGCGAACUGAUGGUCGUCUACGAGCAGGAGCGCCGUAUCUGCCUGCCGGACAUCUUCCACCUCGACGCCGCAAUGACUGUGACUCUCUACCAGCAAUACUUCAGCUACAGCUACUAACCGAGGCCAAUGGUCAGCUGAGCUGCGUGGGAAAACCUCAACAAAUAUUUAAUUGUACUUUUAGAACUACCCUAGCUUAAGUUUUGUGUGCCCUUUCCUUCAUUUUUCCAAAACAGUCUCACUCAAUGUCAUAAACGUAGUCUUUAAUUUA
Drosophila yakuba is the source of this 2782-nucleotide messenger RNA. It is a transcript of the gene png, whose product is annotated as CBL-interacting protein kinase 25. Gene Ontology annotation, molecular function: protein serine/threonine kinase activity; ATP binding. The coding region runs from base 1681 to 2631 and encodes 316 amino acids. Gene Ontology annotation, cellular component: cytoplasm. Gene Ontology annotation, biological process: protein phosphorylation. The record is from RefSeq and is a predicted model, not a curated record. Lineage: Eukaryota; Metazoa; Arthropoda; Insecta; Diptera; Drosophilidae. The transcript has a single exon.